This is a messenger RNA of Gilbertella persicaria, 987 nucleotides long. RefSeq lists its product as uncharacterized. The coding region runs from base 1 to 987 and encodes 328 amino acids. The transcript has a single exon. Lineage: Eukaryota; Fungi; Mucoromycota; Mucoromycetes; Mucorales; Choanephoraceae. The record is from RefSeq and is a predicted model, not a curated record.
AUGAAUAAGCAUCGUCACCCAAACUUGCCUUCCAUAUCUACCUUAUUAAAAGGACCACCUUCUCCUCCUCCGCCUAUUAUUGUCAUAAAUGAAGAACAAACGUCCUCUUGUUCGCCAAAAAGAUAUCAGCUUUCACCUAUUUUAUCACCUAUUGACUCGUAUACUUCAUCACCCAACUCAAGCUCAUUUCAAUCACCUCUUUCGCCCCUUCCUUCACCCUCGCUACUCUCAUUACCUACUCAAAAUAGUUCACUCCCUCCACUUCAAGGUGAUGAUCCGCCUCGAAGACUAAGACAUCCUUCAGUAUCUUCUGUUGGCUCUAUCUCAAGUAUCACCUCACCCAAGCCAUCUUCUUUUAAUCUUCCUUUAUGGACUAACAUGUUAAGUCCAAUAUCCCAAGCGCAAAAACCCUAUACACAUACAUCACCUCCAUCUUACUGUUCUUCUCCACAACAACAAGACAAAGGUAUGAUGCUAUCAGAUCAAUCAAGGUCUCCUUCUCCUAUCAUGGAGUCUUUGCCUCCUACUACACAAAUCAUCAUGUCUGAAUCUGGCCAACCUAUCCUUAAACGAAGAAGAGGUCGUCCUCCAAGUUUAAGAGAACCUGCACUUGAAGGUGGCUGGACAUUUUUGACACCUACUGUUUGGGACGUAAAGAACAAUUUAUCUGAAGAAGAAGACCAGGAAGACCAAGAAAACCUCUCAUCAGAUCCAUUGCGCCAGCGACAGCAAGGUCAAACAAAAACCCCAAACAACACUGAUUUGGUCAUGAAUGGAUCUAUGGCGGCCUUUACCAGUUCAAAUAUGGAUAUGGUGCUACAAAUGCCACGUAAGAAAAGAGGCCGAAAGCCCAAAACACAUAUUGUAGGCAAUUCAUGUUUUGUCUGGAAAGACAUUACUGCUUCAAAGAGAGCUUCCAAAGUAGCUAAACAACAAAAGCAACAACAACAAAAACCGAAUCUCAGACGAUUGGAACCAACAGUCUAA